Molecule: messenger RNA, 438 nt
Organism: Propithecus coquereli (Coquerel's sifaka)
Lineage: Eukaryota; Metazoa; Chordata; Mammalia; Primates; Indriidae
Gene: KLRF1
Product: killer cell lectin-like receptor subfamily F, member 1
Exons: 4
Coding region: 1-438 (145 amino acids)
Source: RefSeq, a predicted model, not a curated record
AUGGCGAAAAGCUUUGGAUUUCUAGUUUCUCAGGAGGUAUUGCUAAAAUGCCCAAGAGGAAACAAUUCAGAUAUCAUCCAGUGUGAUGAUGUUGGAAACCUGAAAGUGAAUAAUGGCACAAGAGGAAACAUAGGUAAUAAGGACACAGGCCGCUGUAUUUCCAGAGCUGCAGACCAGACAGUAGUAUGCCCAUCAGAAUGGCUCAAAUAUCAAGGGAAGUGUUAUUGGUUCUCUGCUGAGAUGAAAACUUGGCGUGACAGUUAUGUGUACUGUUUGGGAAGAAAAUCUCAUCUACUGAUCAUACAGGAUCAACCCGAAAUGGCUUUUAUACAGAAAAACCUGAAACAUUCAAACUAUGUGUGGAUUGGCCUUAACUUUACCUCCAUGAAGAAGACCUGGACUUGGGUGGAUGGUUCUCCAUUAGAUCCAGAGAUGUGA